UUUGCAGAGCUCAGGGCCACCUAUGAAUCUGAAAGGAAGUCGCUUGAAGAUUCCUUUAAAGAGAAGCAGGAAUUGCUGGAGAAAAAAGUCAGUGAACUAAAAAGUGCAAAUGAGUCUCUGAGUGAGAAGCUGAAAUUAGAAGAACAAAAGCAAAUAGCCAAAGAAAAAGCUGAUCCUAAAAACCCACGGAUUACGUACCUGGAACAGGAGCUGGAAAGUUUGAAAGCCGUGCUGGAGAUAAAGAAUGAGAAACUCCAUCAGCAGGACAUAAAGCUAAUGAAGGUGGAAAGACUGGUGGAGAACUCCACAAUCUUAAUGGAGAAAUUAAAUAAGGUUCAGCAAGAAAAUGAGGAAUUAAAAGCUCGGAUGGACAAGCACGUGCAGCUUUCAAGGCAACUUUCUACGGAGCAAGCUGUUUUACAGGAGUCACUAGAGAAAGAGUCAAAAGUGAACAAGCGCCUGUCAAUGGAAAAUGAAGAACUUCUGUGGAAGUUGCACAAUGGUGACCUACGCAGCCCAAGGAAAGCGCCUCCCAGCUCUUUAUCUCUGCCUCUUGAGUCCCGUCGAAAUUCUGGUAACUUCUCUAGUCCCACAGUGUCGCCAAGAUGACAUCUCUUAAGAAAAAAAGGAGAUUGCAUUUCAUUUUUGAUCUGCAAAACCAAUCCUAACUGUCAUUACAGGAGCAAGACUGUAUUACCGGAUUAAGACAACUGAACUGGAAACUAUUUGGUGCGAAAACAACGUUAAGGGACUGUGAAUACCAGACUAAGACAUUCGCUUCUCCCAAAAAGACUUGUUUAUGACCUCUAUGAACAUUGUUGCACAAAGCACUUACAGAGCAAGGAAAGACUUGUUCAUUGCCUUUUCACCUAACUGUAAGAAGAAGCUCAGGGGCUUAGAGAUAAGAUCACAGCCUUUAUAUUAUGUUCUUAUCACUGACACUUUUGUAAGGCUGUGUGUGUGCAUGUGCUGUGGAUGGAAUGGAUGUAACACAUUUAUGUUUAAUGUUGCCUUCUUUGCUGUGUAUGUCAUCAAGGAUUAAAGCUGAA
Messenger RNA from Acanthisitta chloris (rifleman), 1049 nucleotides. RefSeq names its product microtubule-associated tumor suppressor 1 homolog. Gene Ontology annotation, molecular function: microtubule binding. Gene Ontology annotation, cellular component: nucleus; cytoplasm. The transcript has 5 exons. NCBI's taxonomy places the organism in Eukaryota, Metazoa, Chordata, Aves, Passeriformes, Acanthisittidae. The record is from RefSeq and is a predicted model, not a curated record. The annotation marks the transcript as partial.